Molecule: messenger RNA, 16953 nt
Organism: Malaya genurostris
Lineage: Eukaryota; Metazoa; Arthropoda; Insecta; Diptera; Culicidae
Exons: 9
Coding region: 6062-8653 (863 amino acids)
Source: RefSeq, a predicted model, not a curated record
UACAGUCGAGCGUACGAAUCCCACUGACUGACCGCGCGGGUCAGUUUGAACGAAUCGCCGGAGCCCCAUUUCGGUCCAAUGAUAUUUCUAUCAGUGUUUCGCAUGUCGUUUGACCGUUUGGAAUUGAGAAUCUGACUGUCGGGGUAGUUGACGGGACACGUUCGUGUCGGUGAAAAAGAAUUGGUUUACAGUUUCAUCGCGAACAAUGGUUGUCUGCUAAUUGACAACGAAAAUUAUUGUUUCAACAAUUGGUUUCCGUUAAAAGUUAGUGUGUCGCUAGGAGGGCUCCCAAAGUUAGCCUACCAUUCGGUAACUGGGACUGGUCACCGUGUGCUCCGGAACAAUGGUUGGAAUUUGUUUGGUAUUGGUAGUACGGGUGGCCCACUAUCAAUUGAUAGGGUAAAAGCCGUCCCCGGAGGGCGCUGGGUGGAAACUACGUGUUGCGAUAGCUUUUUGCUGCCGUUGGAGUUGGAGCCAGUGGACGAGAGAAUUCAGUGUCGGAGUUGUUCGGCUGGCGGGGGUGAAACAAAAACAACACCGCCGGAUCGUGGGUGGACGGAAGCGGUGAACAGUGAAGAGCGGUUGUCGUCGCGCGCGAGAGAAAGCUAGACUCUUCUACACGCACACUAUGCUGUCUCCUAGCUAGCUGACGAGUGCGAACCAGUUUGGAAGGUACGAUCGCGGUACCAUUACACACGCGUCCCAAUUGACCAGCAGUGAGGACUUCAAUUCUGGAUCAGUUAUUCAAUCAAACUGUGCUGUUUUCUGUAUUUCCUCUCUUCGGUAGUUUCUUCAGUGCGCCUUGAUUUGAUAAUUUGUUUUUCGAGGACGCGUGCAAGUUCUGGUGAGACAAAGUCAAGCAAAACCACGUUUAUCCGAUCCAAGCGAAAGUGGAUGGAAUUUUUUUUUGUUCCACGUAACGUUCCCCAAAAGUUGUGUGUCAUUCCGUGGAGAGUCUGAUGGAUUGAGGUAAAUCCUUUCCAUUAGGUGUUCGUGUUCUACCAGUUAGUGAGUGUGUAGGUAUUUUUUUUUCGGUGAGAAUUCUGACGUUUAGUCCUUCCGCGAGGAAUCCUGGAGCCGAGAGGGAGAGAGAGAGAGAGAGAAAGAAGCUCAGUUAUCGCUAAUGUUUGGUUGAGAAGCUAACGGUAGACGUAGUAGGAUUUCGCGUGGUGAAGGUUGGGAAAACAAAUUCAUAAGUGGUCAUAAAUCGUUGCUUCGGGAGCAUGUGUAGACAGUGAGCGUGGGAGCAAACACGCUGUAACCGGGAGAGUCUGUUUACGUUAAAGGACCAGACGCACGUGGAAGGUUGGUUCUUUCCCGCCAUGCGGAGGAUCGUGAAGUAACAGAGAGCAAAGAGAAAAUGAUUUUCUUAUCGUUAUCUGUUGGUCCUGUUUUGUGAAUGAGUGUGUGUCUCAAUGGGAGCGUAAGGAAAUCCUAGAUACGAGAAGUCGUAGUCUGUAGUCGUAGAAAGUACCAUCGAUGGACGGCCUGUAUUCGUGCGGAUGUACUCGUUUUCUCAAGAGUUCAAUCCGGCAGUCACGGUGUGAAAUGAUUUUCCUUCGAGUUUUACAACAGGAACCACUCUCGGUAAUGCAUCUUCCAACCAACCCUACCUGGAACCAUGGUUGAAGGAUUACUCUGUCAGUGAGCCAACUAGCUGCAUAGGCGAACGGAUGCGUGACUAAUCGGACGUUCAUAAUAAAACCACCGGUGGUUUUUUUUCCCGAACAGCAAGCGAAAGUGGGUUGGUAUGCUUGUGCGGAAAACUACGGGAACUUUCCAAACAAAAGCUUACUCUUGUCAGUUGUGUAUUAAGUGAGUGCAAACAAUUGAAAAACGACAACAGCCCUUUGAGAAUAGGCCAUACACUUCUCACCGGAGCCUAGCGGCAGUGUGCUUAGAAGAAAUAAUUCCAUAGAAAUUGAAGCCUUCAAUGGUCCUCGCAGCCGUGAAGGGUAUUUGUUGAAAUGUUGUGCUCUGUACACCGCUACUGUUGUGUGUUUCCACCCUUUUCCGGAUAAAGAAUAUCUCUCUAGAGCCAUUAAGCCGUUCCUUUAAGUGUAUAGUAGCGUCGCGAUACAGCAUAAUCGCCUCUGACGAACCUUAAAAGAACAAAAAAGUCUCGUCGGUGUCUAUUGUUGUUCGACGUUUGUUGCUAUUGCUGUUGUUUAUGUCGUCGUCGCUGUCAUUGUCUUCGUUGUUGCCGUCGCUAUUGUCCAAGAAAAUGUCCAACCAAACAGCAGAAUCUGUUUAUACGCAAACGAAGAAAACCGCGCCAUGAGUGUUGUGCUUUGCUACUCUAGCAUCCUAUUGUUAUCCAUCCAAACGGGGUAUACAUCUGCUGGCUGAAAGCUACCCGUCGCGUAUAUUUGCAUAAGACUGUACCGGAUAUUCAUCCGCUAGCAAAACUACAACUACUAGGAAUAGAAGCGGCUGAUCUGAAGCGGCAGACAAAAAGGAUAAAUCCACGACUUAGAAUAGUAUGAAAAAUCAUUGUGAGUGAGCACCCGACACAAACGAGCCCACUUGAGACCAUUUGGCACUAUUUAUAGCCGAGAGCAUUUGAAGCAACUAGUAAAUUGCGGAUACAUCGCGGUCUCCCAGUGGCCUAAGUGAUUACCACAUACACAACAAAACACCCGAUCCAUCGAACCAACUGAGCCGGAAUUGUUGAAAUUAUGCAAAAUAAUUGAUUGUUACUGCUCAUUGAUCAACCUAGUUGUUACGUUGUGAUACAACAAUAGUACAUGGUAGCAUGGAUAAAACAAAAAUCAUGGAAAAGUAAAACACAGAGCCGAAAAAAAUAAAUCCGUCACCGUCGUUGCCGCCCUCCGUCGUAGCCGCCCACACGCUGUAUCUCUGUCACUAGAAAAGGCGGAAAAAAGUGUCAACAGUAGCAAGCGGAACUGAUUUUAUAACCUAUCGUGCUGUGCACUAUUUGCAAGUUCCGUUAUUUUUUUAGUCCAAUGUGGUUGAAAGGAUUCUGAAAAUAGUACUCCACCAAAUGGGUUGAACUGAACGUGUGUUGGGAUCGUUGGGCUAUUUUUUUUAUUGGUGGCUACUCAAAAAAAAAUUCUGAACUCGGGAUCCGACGAAUUGAUGCUUUGGAGGAAGGUCGCGGUAAAGAGAAUAUAAUAUGCGUUAAAAAAGAAUUAAACAAGCAUUAAUUUUUAAGCUGUGAAGAGAAAUUACGGGGAACGAUAGUUCAACUUAUCAGUCAGUCAGUCAGCGUGGAGCAAAUAGUGAAACCAGUGGAGGGCAGUGCUUGGGGAAGUGUAAUAAAAAUAAUUAAAAUUUAUACCGCUGUUAAUGGUGGAAAAAAUGCCACCAGUGUUGACACUGAAAAAUAAAGCAAAUGGAUAACCAUUAUUGAAAUCGUUGUUACGCUUCUCGCAUGUUCAGUAGUGGCGGUUUACUUACAUAGUAAAAAUGUGCAAAAAUAUUUAAAGUAGAUAAAAGCGAAAUGAAACAUUUGUAGUAUCGAAAAGGGCCCCAGAGAAAGUUCGUGGAAUUAAUGAUCUGCAAAAUUAUGUAAACGAAGCAGAAAAAAACGUGAAAUCAAGAAGCUAACAAAAUCAAGUGUCUCGUAAAUCUGGCCCGAAAGUCGAAAGAAUCGUUCGGAAAGGGAAAUAAAAUACCAGACCCGUGACGAUAAUGCUCAUCCAAACAUCCCUGCUCGGGCAGCAGGCAAUUUAGACGGUGAAGGAAGGAACACGGUACUCUGCGAGGUGAUUGUAAUCAAGUUGGGCCGGUCUCAGGCGUUCCGAAGGUGACAGAAUACGAAAACACUGGAGCUGAAGCUUGUCCUCCCACUUGAUUUCGAAAAUACGGACUGGAGGCACCGGACCAGUCAUCAGAUAGCUGCCAGUGGCAGCCCGAGGGAAGGCCGUAACAAAAAGGGAGGUGCCGUAAAAAACAGCAAAACGACCGAUUCGGCAGUCUCGAACGCAUUUGUUGGAGCCAGUUGUGUUCAGAAUUGGACCGAUGCCACAAUCACAGCUACGACUGGAUCGACGGUUUCCUAGUAUUCCUUGACAAAACAUUUCCAAAACUCCAAAACAGUACUCCUUGUAAGCGAUGACUCGCGUGUCCAAACAUUUUUCCUCUGGCAUAAUUUUUAGACAAAUCAAAGAACCGAUCCGAUACGAUCCUGAGAAAAUGUAAGUCUGCUGAAGAACAAAAAUCCAAAAUUCGUCGACUGUAACGGAUUCUAGGGCUCUCACAAAUAAUCACGAACAAUCAGGAGCGAGGGGUGACUAACAGAAAAUCAUAGGAAACAUAUACGCUUACUAAUAUUUUAGGUAAAGUUUAAUCUGUUUUUAAUACCAGAGGAAAGGAUUUAUUCGUUAAGAGACGAGUAAUCAUGCGCAAAUUAUCGUUAUAAGGUCACAACCCUGAGUUAGUUUAGAAAUAAAUGUAAACCCAUAAGUGUCUUAUGUAAAACAAUAGUUUCUGUUGUUUUCGUCUGAAUAGUUAACCACCCCAAAAAGGGAAGUUAGUCCCCGUUUAUUGGCAAUAGAUUGGUCCUUUACGAAGGUUCAUAACUUGAAUUUAAAAUUUACCCUCAUUCGUCCAAUACCACAAAGAAACGAAGCAAAAAUGAUGAUCAGACAAUACUUAUGAAUAAGUUAGAGAGCAAAUAGUUCGCUGGCAAAGUGUGUGGUAAUGAGAUAUCGAUUUUUCAGUUAGGAAAUGAAAUCCCUGGCAAAAACCAACGCAAGCAGGUUCAAAGCUAGAACCGACUGGAGUCAAAACGACUGAUGAGGCUCAUGAAUAGAAGCUAGCUUCUCUAGCCCAUUCUCAGUUCCACUAAUUGUAAAUGGGAGGGAUUUGUUUGUGGAUGCAAAAUAGAACGGAUAGUGGUAGGAUCCUGGUUUUUCCUUGCCCUAAUCUGGAACGAAUGGAUGGAGAGCUAAUGAGAUUGUGGUGCGUGGUAGAAGCUAUAAUUGACUGGUGGUUUUAUGUUUCAACGAAUAUCCGUUAUCGAGUGUUGUUGUUUUCGAAAAGAAUAUACAGUUGUAUAACGAUUCAUUGAGGGCUUUUAUAUGACCCAGUGUUGAACUUUUUGAGUUUUUGUUCGGUCAUUAUCGGAAUUCACCCGAACGAAUAGUAGAAACAAUAUUUUUGAAUACAUAAAUUAUACCCAAACCUAGUCAACGAGAACAGAUAUCACCAACAGGUUGCCGUUUAAGAGAAACAAAUAUAACGAGAUUAUCUCACACACACACUUUUGAACGCCAACAGAAGUGUAUGAAUAUUGUUGUAUUUGUUACAAUUUAAGUCUAGAGUGUUAAGCUGCUAAUCAAUAUUUCAUGACAAGAGCAAACAAAAGAAAAUCCAAAAAAAUCGUAGAUUUUAUAUUUGUUUUACACGGAGAACAACUGACAGUACUAAGCAAAUGAUAACACGUUUAAAGAGAAGCGAUUUUUUAAAUUUUUAUACAAAUAAAAAACAAAACUACUAGUAAACGGUAUAAAAAGAGAAAAACAAGUAUAAUAGAGAGAAACUACAUAAAUGUUAGAUAAAAAACGUGGUGUUUUGAGCUUGAAGGUGUUAAUUUUCUAGGAAGCUUUGACUGUCUGUAGCUACUGUUAGGAGUAACACUUACACAACAAUACCAUUCUGAUGUAUUAACACAAAACACUUUUAUCAAGUAUCGCAACAAAACCCACACGAAACAAAAGAUCCUAAUUUAUAAACCUUAAAUCUAAUAGCAACUAGUAGAGGAAUUUAUAGUUCUAUUGUUAAUCAUCUGACUAGGUGCACUUCCCCUUUUGAUAACUGUCUACAAGCUGUUUAGGUGCAAAAGAAGAAAAAUGUUUGACUUUUAUGUGCGCAAGUAAGUGAAAUCUCCUCCUCCCCGAAAAUCAAUCGGCUCCCAAAACUCCAAACUGUCGUAUCCUACGCAUAACUGUGGCUUAAUCAAAUAGCAGAAGCAAAAAUUGCUACACUAGAACACUAUACAGGAAACGAAUCUGGCAUACGUGAAUCGAGACUCGCCCAAUUCUCUCUCUCUCAGUAGUACUGGUACCUCCUAGAAGCGAAACGCACAAAUCACACGAUGUAUGCAGCUGCCGGUGGUGCAUCACUGGCUUCGCGACAGGCACGCAAGAAACAGGCUGCCCAGAAUACCAAGAACAAGGCCACCAACCAGCAGAUUCUACGGGAGAAGCUAGCGGCGAAAGCUGUUACAACCCCGACCAAGAGUAAACACUUCCACCAGUUACCUGCUUCCUACCUGCGGGCACCGCAUCAACACCACAGGAAACUCAGUACCGGCUACACGACCGUUCCCGGCUAUGAUCAGCACCACAGAUCUCUGGUACCUAUCAGUGAACAGUCCUCAUCAUCUCAUGGAGCUCAUCCUCCCCAUACGCCUCAUCAUCACCAACAUCACCACCAUCAUCACCCGGGUCAUCCGGGACCAUGCUUUAUCCAACAUGGACCCCCACAACCGGCCGGCGCUCAUCACCCGCCGUUGCCAAAACCGACCGGAUUCCGCGAGUAUGACAAACUGGUAAGACGUCAACAGUUAACAAAGUCCGCAACCGCUACAUUGCCACUGGUCUCACAAGCACAUGAUCUAACACCACCACAAACGCCUACCCUCUGCUUUGGCGAACAUCAGCAGUCCACACAUCUCGCCAGCAAAAAUCCCAACACAUUCUCACAGCCCCUUCACCUACAAAUACCCACCAACGAUCCGAUCAUAAUUACACCGGCCACACCGCAGGCCACCCCACCGGGCAAGCUCAGCCUCCAGCUCCACCACUCCACUACCACACCGGAGGAUGAAGGACGACCCCAGACGCCCACUCCCGGAACCCUGGAACGCAAAUGCAGCGUUUACCGUGGUCGCAAAUUGGACCCCUUCGAGGAACACUUCUACAGUACCAACAGCACGACAAUAAACCACCAACAUCAGCCGGACGAUGUGUUCUACGGUCAUCAGCCGCACCUGCCGAACGGCGAACAUCGUCGGAGCUCCUACGUUUGCAAGUACGAGGCCGAGUACUACUGCUGCGAUGCUGAGCACCGACAGCUGGGGGUCUGUACCUGUGAUCACAUCGAGGCUUUCCCAAACUCCAUUGCCAGCAAAGCCAGCUUCGAUUUCGGUUGUGCCCAAGGACGUGCCGCAUGGUUGGAACGCGGUCGACGAUGCAGCGUGCAGGAAACCCCGGCCUCCUGCCAUCGACGAUGGGUCAAACGUAAUCGGAUACAAGACUCAUCGUUGGGUGGCUCCUCGGACGAUGAAGACUUACUCGGUGUGCUGCGAGGCCCCAGUUCAUUCGCCAAUGCCUUCCUUUACGUAGGUUUAGGUACGAUAGCAAUUGGAUUAGUUAUAGCGUUCGUCGGAACUGGCGAAAAAGGAUUCAAGACGGUUGAACUAAGACUAAUCGGACCAUCGUUAAUCGGUCUCGGCUUAAUUUGUUGUAUAUUACGUAUUCUGUUUUGUAUAUGUCCGUCACACUGUUUAUCAUCUAGUCGUAAAGCGAGAAAUAAGAAAAAUGCUAAAAUUGAUGCCGAUCAUCGAACUUCCCUGUUACGUGGCGACAGCAAACGGGUAUCGAUAGCACGCGGACCUCACAUACCGACGAAGCAGCCACAAAUCUACCCCAAAUCGAUUGUGAAAACCAAAACGUACGAGGGUGUGGAAGCACUACGGCAAAUAGCAACAACCUCAUUAUUUCUGCAGAACGAACAAAAAGUUUCAUCCAACCGGAUUGUUCCUAUCAUCAAGGAGCCAGAGAGAUUAGAAGAACCACCUUUAGAGUUAAAGAAGAUCGACACUGUCAAGGAUGCACUCAGUGUGAUAGACAUCGUUAGUAUAUCGGACGGGGAAGACGAUGACGAUGAUGCUCGCAGCCACAAGCACGGCCCGCACGAUCCUGCUGCUGGUAAAGUGUCCGACACUCAGGUGAUAGAUCUUACGGGUGAAGACGAACAAUCACAUUUCAUCGACUCGCACCACCAGCGGAAAGAUAGCAAGCUCAGGAGGCAACGAACUUCGGUCCAUCAACAGAAACCGAAGGACACCGGUGGUACUGCAGAAUCGUCGAUUUCAUCGUCGUCGCCCAGUAGCGGUGCUGCAGGUGGAGGCCUGUUGAUGGAAACCUCGCUAAUGAUUAUCGGUCCUACACCGAUAAGCUCACCAACCAAAGUACAGCAACAAUCAACCCUCACGGUUCCGAUGGUCAAAAAUGCUCCAUUGACCCAGGUCACCGGUACCAGCUCACUGCUAGCAGCACCAUCAACACAAUCAACCUCGUCCACAUCCGCUUACGGGGUUGCCAUGGCACCUAGCAUAAACACACCAAUUCCCGGAUCACUAUCACCAUUACCGUCAACCUCGUAUCUACCCAGUGCGGCAGCGAUCAUGUCACACGUAUCUCCAUUAACACCAUCACCCACUGCAGGACUGACUCACUAUAGUAGCACAAGCAGUAGCAGCAACCUUCUCUCACCUCCUCCGAUGGCUGGGUUUCCGUCGAUGCUAGGCUCCUCGUCUGCCAGCAGCCCUGGUCAGUACGAUCCGCUCACACAUGGUAUCAAUACCAUUACCACGACAUCUUCAUUGCUACAAUCAUCAGCCGUGACCACUACCAAAACCGAACCGGAAUUAGUGUUAAGUCCAGCGAAAUUAGGACAGUAGGUAUACUAUACACUUACACAAAUCUAGAUUUUUUUCCUAGCAAAAACCGUAAAGCAGGGCAAAUACCACACACACACAGUGUAAGAUUACGAAUAUCAACGGAGUCUCAGCCUAACAGCACAAGCGACCGAGAAUUGAUGCAAUCCCGGAAAUGAAACCUCCCAAAACGAUGCGAUUUUAGUAACAAUGCGACCGGUAUUAUAUUUAUACAAAACGAGAAGAUCGGUCUAAUUAUGCUACUAAGCGGAAAACGGACACAUACACGAGCGAUUCCUUGCAUGGGACAAUAUUGUUCAACUUUAUACUGACAUUAAACGCAUGGUGUUAUCAGAUAUGUUUGAAAUACUAAUUCGACUUUCCAACUUGUUUACAUAUGCACAGGUUUUCGACAUCAUUGUUCUCUUGAUGAGAGAACAUUUUAAUGGAAUGAAAAUUAAGAAUAGCUUACUAUUCUACUGUCAUGUUUUGAAAACUGAAUUUCUACUAUUUAUUGUGAAUGGUUAUGAAACUCCUUAUUGAUAAAAAAAAUAAGUUCUUAUUUAGCCUAUCAUAACUGUAAGACAUCUUACUUACUCUUACUCUUUCAGUCGUAAGCCACUUACUCUUUCAGUCGUAGGCCACUUGGGGUCUCUACUGUAUAUAAGAGCUCGAUUCAUGGCUAUUCGCCGCCAGUCUCGGUAGCAGCUCCAUCUCGACCGCUGAGCGCCUCAUUAUCUUAUAACGGUCGGAUCAUUGUCAAGGACCAUUUCGAACAAGUUGUAAUCCGACAUUCCCGCAACCUGCCUGGCUCACCAUAUCCACCCUAGUUUGGCCGUUUGGAUGAGGAUUUGUCCUCCCAGUAACUGAUCCAGCUCAUGGUUCAUUCGCCUUCUCCAGCUACCGUCUUCCAUCCGUAUUCCGCCAUAGAAACACCCAGCGAACGUUGAUCCUCCACAAGCAUUGUCUACACACUCAAAUUGGUUAACCGAUGCCAGCUGUUCAUCCUCGUUAGCUGAUUUGUUUCAGUAAAAUUAACAUUUCAUAACAGCGGUACCUCAAGGUACUGCGGUCAACAAAUGUUUAUUUUUGCUGUAAUUUCAGUAAAAUGAGAAUGUUCGGUAGUUCGGCUGUUCUAAACUCGUAGAAAAAUGAAAAAAAAACGAAAUCAGUUUAGUGUGCAGGACAGGUCUAAUCAGUGUUUUUUUUUUUUUUUUGUUUUAAACGUUGUACGUCGGCGAACUUUGCACGAUUGCCUGAAUUUCUCUGCUGGUGUUAUUAUCGGCAGUCACCAGUGACCCAAGCACAUCUUCUCAAAGUUGCGGGCCAUAAUGUCAAUGUCAUCAGCGAAAUCAAAUAACUGAACAGACUUUCUAAAAAACGUCGACUCGUGUCUAUCAUCGCUCUUCUUAUUAUAAGUUCUUUAAAAUGGGUGAUCUUCUUCUUAAAGACAUUUUAAACUGAAAAUUCCUUGCACUUCGUAUUGUUCCAGGACCAUUAUGACAUUCCGAAAAUUGGCGAAAGUUUAUGCGAAUUUUAUAAGUUUUCCUUUUUUUUGGUACGUAUCCUUAAAUAAAAAAAACUUGAGUAUAUCUUUUUUCAUAGACCUUCAACCACAUACUUCUCUCAGUUCAACCAUGUCUACAUACACUAAACUUGCUUGCGAUGGGUGUCUUAUAAUCUUCCCAGCUCCAACGGUAGCAAAACAGUUCUGCGAGCCAAUUAUGAAAGUGGUGCACGGAAUUGUUUUGAAACAAGAACAGCCAAUACGAAAGAUCGAUAGCAAGGAGGAAAUUACUCUAAACUCCGGACUAACCCGGGCAAAUAAACUGAUACUGUCAAAAAUAAUCUCACCUAACUCCGCUUAACCUCUCCUAAACUUUUCUAAACGUUUAAAGUGUUUAGCCUCUAUAUUUCUAUAUCUUUGAGAGACUUCAGUGGUACUGUUAACAUGAGCUUCGAGUUAUUCAGCAGUGAUUCGGGAUGGCAGAAAUCGCGAAUUGUCUAACUUGUUGGAAUCAUAACAAUUUUGACUGUACUGACUGUACUAACAAACUUAAAAAUAUGAAAAAAUUUCAAUUAGGCUCUACACGAACAUGCCCUAACCUCACAAAAUACGCUGGAUAAAAAUCGUUUGACAGCUAUACCUAAGUAGUCUGUUUACCAAUUCUUUCCAAUUUGCCUAUUCUUCACAUUAGGUUUUUAUAGUCACUGCUAACCUCAAUUGGAUGAACAAAUUUUGACAGUUUAGCAGUACUGUUAGCCUAAAUAGAGUUUUAAAACAUUUGUUCACGAUUGGAUACGGUUUGUUUUUGAGAUUUAUUAAAUAAAAGCAACUGUUGCAAAGUGUAAAGAUGAUUGCUUGAGAUGUGUUCUUCGAAUUGUGUUUGAACUUGUUUGUUAACAGUACCGCUGAACUGUCAAGGAUGAAUGCUUUUUCAUUUGUGACGUCACGAUAAAAAAAUAUAAUUCGGUUUAUUAUCGUCACUGCUAACCUAAAUCGGAUGAACACAUUUUGACAGUUCAGCGGUACUGUUUGUAAACAGACAUUUUUUGUUUAUUUGUUGACAACAUGGAUCAGACCUUUUACGGUGCAUAUCACCUAAAUAGAGUAUUAAAACAUUUGUUCAUGAUGGGAUACGUUUUGCUUUUGAGAUUUACUAAAUAAAAGUGACUAGUUGCAAAGUGUAUAGACGAUUAUUUAAGAUGUGUAUUUCGAUUUUUGUUUAAGCCUUUUUGUAAACAGUACCGCUGAACUGUCAAGGAUGAAUCUUUGUUCAUUUGUGACGUCACGAUAAAAAAAUCUAAUUAGGUUUUUUACCGUCACUACUAACCGCAAUUGAACGAAUACAUUUUGACAGCUCAGCAGUAUUGUUUGUAAACAGAGAUUUUUUUCUUUGUCUGUUAACAAAUUGGAUGAGACCAUUUACGGUCCAUAUCGCCUAAAUAGAGUUUUAAAAGAUUUGUUCUCGAUUGGAUACGGUUUGUUUUUGAGAUUUAUUAAAUAAAAGUGACUAGUUGUAAACAAACCACUGAUAGCUGUCAAAAGGUGAACUUGAUUCAUCGGUAGUCCAUUCGAAUGGCCAUCGUGCAAAACCUAAUUAGAUUUUUUAUCGUGACGUCACAAAUGAACAAGCUUAACAGUUCAGCGGUACUGUUUACAAACAAGCUUAAACAAAAAUCGAAGAACACAUUUUAAACAAUCGUCUUUACACUUUGCAACUUUUAUAUAACAAAUCUCAAAAACAAACCGUAUUCAAUCGUGAACAAAUAUUUUAAAACACUAUUUUGUCGAUAUGGACCGUAAAUGGUCUCAUCCAAUUUGUCAACAGACAAACAAAAAAAUCUCUAUUCACAAACAGUACUACUGAACCGACGACACGACCUGCCACUCGUCUAUCCAAACUGUAUCGUAAAUUUAACUACCCCUCAGUAACUGGUAAUGUCAAAACGGAAUCGUUUGAAAAUUUUUUGAAACUGGCAGCACAAAUUGAUAAGUUAUUGAUUUUGAAUAACAGUGACCAUAACCUUGGUUACUGCAUAUUGAGGACUUGAGAAAUGUAAACAAACCCAAUUGCAAAUGGAUAUUUCACAACGAAUAAUUGAAAUGGACCAACGGCUGUAUCGAGUGGAACGUUUGUGCAGUAAGUUGCAAGUUCUUUAAAUAAUCGAAUGUACAGCCUUGAAAAACUUGGACUCACUAAGGAAAGUCGUUUUGUUUUAUUCGUCAAUAUUCUCCUCAGAUUAAUUAAUGUCAAUUCUCCUCAGAUUAAUUAAUGCAUUUGUAAGAAAUAAAUUUAGUGAAUGGAUUACGAGUUCUUGUUUCAAUUCUUAUUUCUUUAUUGUAUAGAAAUAUGUUAAUUUCAGAAAAACGAAAAUACACUGUAGAUUAGGAUUUGUCAGGAAAUAGUAUACCGCUCUUGCAUCUCGGACGGUUUCCGUUGACAGAGAACUGCAAAGAAUAGAACCUGAGUUAGCUAAAUGAAAACGGAUGCAAUACGUUAUGAUGGUAGCUCAGGAAUAAAAUUUAAGCACUUACCACGAAGGAUGUAGAAUUUGGCUGUUCACUUCUUAAGUCGCUCUUAGAAAGUGGCAAUGGAGGCACAAAAUUUUAUUUUUUUUUAACUAUUCCACAACUUCCUCAAAAUGUUUAUUUAUGCGGGGCUCCUUGGUAACUUGUUUAUAGCAACUUAAACAGUGUUGCUCGAGAACAAUAUUUUUAUCAUUAUCAAGGGGUCGCUAUAUUUGUGGUAACUGGCGGUAAAUCGCUCACAGACACUUUUUAGUUCGAUUUUUCUUCGAAGUGCCUGGUCGUGUCGUCGACUGAACUGUCAAAAUGUGUUCAUCCGAAUGAGGCUAGCAGUGACGGUAAAAAACCUAAUUAGAAUUGCUAUCGCGACGUCACAAAUGAACAUGCAUUCAUCCUUGACAGUUCAGCGGUACUGUGUACAAACAAGUUUAAACAUAAAUCGAAGAGCACAUUGUAAACAAUCAUCCAUACACUUUGCAACUAGUCACUUUUAUUAUAAUAAUCUCAAAAACAAACCGUAUCCAAUCGUGAAAAAACGUUUGUCGUUUAAAACUUUAUUAAGGCGAUAUGGACCUUAAAUGGUCUCAUACAAUUUGUCAACAGACAAAGAAAAAAUCUCUGUUUACAAACAAUACUAAUGAACUGUCAAAAUGUGUUCAUCCGAUUGAGGUUAGCAGAGACGGUAAUAAACUCAAUUUACCAAUGGUUUGUUUACAUAUCUAUUAAUGUACGAUUCAGACGUUCCGUCUCCAUCCGUCACCGGAAUGUGAGCUUCCGUCAAAAUUAGUUUAAUACUUUCUUUACGGUUUACGUUAACACGGUCCGUCCGUCAAGACUUUCCGUGAUGGUGACUCCAAAAGAAUGCACGUAAUUAAUUUUGACGGUACCGUCACCGACUGUGGUUGACUGUGACGGAAAGUGACCGGCCAUCUGAAUCGUACUUAACACGUAUUCAAAUUAGAAUGAACACAUAAACAAACCACUGAUAGCUGUCAAACGGUGUUCAUUCAGCUCUUUUUGAGAGGUUGUGUCAUGUUUGUGCAAAACCUAAUAACGACCCUAACACUAGACAAUAUUAUUGUCAGUACAAGGAGUAUAGACAAUACUUUUGAUCGUUUAGUUUGUCAAAAAUCAAAACUGCUCACCAAUCAAAACAAAACUUUUUCAACAGAGAGGAAACUGUGUAAUAUGUACAAUGAACUCUUCUCUCAAUGUUUUUAUAUUCAGUUCCAAUAUUCAAAACUCUGAACGCUAGAUUUUUUUCGAACAAAAGCGGACUCAAGUUACCAAGCCAAUUGGAUUGGCGGUAUUGACAAUUAGGUUUUGCACGAUGAUGACACAAAUGAACUGCCGAUGAAUCAGAUUCAUCUUUAACAGCACAUCUAUUAACACGUAUGAAAAUUAUAAUGAAUACAUAAACAUACCAAUAUUACUGUCAAUAUAAGUUCAUUUUGUUAGUUUUUGUGAGAUAAUAAGAUUUUUUAUCGUGACGUCAUGAAUGAACAAGAAUUCAUCCUUGACAGUUCAGCGAUACUGUUUACAAACAAGUUUAAACAAAGUCGAGGAACUCAAACAAUCAUCGUUACACUUCACAAAUCCACUUUUAUUUAUUAAAUCUCUGAAACGAACCGUAUUGAAUCGUUAACAAAUGUUUUGAAACUUUAUUUAGGCGAUAUGGACCGUGAACGGUCUCAUUCAGUUGCCCACAGACAAACAAACAAAAAGUUUGUUUACAAACAGUACCGCUGAACUGUCAAAAUGUGUUCAUCCGAUUGAGGUUAGCAGUAACGGUAAAAAACCUAAUAUCAUACUCGUGCAAAACCUAAUUCAUCAGGGCCAAUUAGGCUUCACAAGAUGACAUCAUGAAUGAACUCGUGAUAGAUAUAGUUCAUGUUUGACAUAUACCGGUGGUUUGUUUACAUUUUUUAUUAGGUUUUACACGUACAUAACAUUACCUUACAGAAUGAACAGAGUGAACUUUUUUUGACAGCCGCCGAUGGUUUGUUUACAGUUUAAAAGUCCAUCAGAGGUUCAUCGUUUGAAUUUAAACAUUGCAAGUCGCCUCACACUAAACAGAUUUAUAGAAAUAUCGAUCCUUGAUGCUGGAAAUGCAUAGAGGGCAAUCUUUUUAAUUCUUUUCACUGUGGAACAGUGUGUUUUUAACAGGCACUUUUUCGUCAUUUUUCUGUUAUUAAUUUGCGGUCGCAAAACAAACCAAAUUACCGGCAGCAGUCAAGGAUAAAAUUGAUUCAUCGGCAGUUCUUUUAUGUAGUCAUCGUGUAGAACCUAAUAGCAAGUGUUCAAAUUAGAAUGAACAUGUAAAUUAACCACCUUCAGUUGUCAAAUGAUGUUCAUUCAGUGAAUUUGGUGAGAUUAUAUCAUGUGUUUGCAAAACCUAAUUAAGGGGCCUAAUUCAAGGGGCAGUUUACCACCUUCCAAUUUCCGAAACUCGUAAAAAUCCUCCACAGUAAGAGACACGGACGAAUUGAGCCACCAAUUUUAACCAGCAAAACAUAAUUGUGCACAAACUUGAUGUAACCUCGCUAAAUGAGGUGAUAUCAAAUGACAUUCGUUCUAAACCUAAAUGAUCUAAAUGAACUCGUGAUGGAACACUCAGAUUUGACACGUACUGGCGGUUUGUACACUCUGGAAUGACUAGAAUUCCAAGAAAUGAUGUGUAAUGACGCGAAACAACUCUGAGUGAUAUGGAAUGAGCAAGUAAUAAAAUAUUAAGAAGACGUUCAUUUAGCUCAUUUUGUCAAUGAGGAAAACGCCAUUUUUUACGAUCGCCUUCCACCUUUCCUAUCUUUGUUCAUUCCCCAACCCCGUUCAAAGAAAUAUUUUCAACUCGAAAGGCGAAUGUCCUAGCGAACUAAAUAGAAUUCGGUUUCAUUUGAUAGCAUCGUGCGUAUUUUUUUCAAUAUUUGGCAUGUGCAACUUCUCUCACAAAGGAUCGCUCUAUUAUCUAAUUCUGAAAUUCGACAGAACGAACACUUCCAAAAGAUCUGACAGAACCAGAAUGAAGGAACCGUUGAAAAGAUUGCAAUUAUUUCAAAAUGAACUAAAUUUAAUUUCAAGAAAAGCACCGCAAUAUUAAUCAAAAUAAUUAGGCAUUAUGUUUUUAGCUUGUUCUCGUUACUUGUGAGGAUGUUUGUUCUUUCGUUAGUUAGUAUAUUACUGCAUUUAAAAAUCAGAUUGUUGUCUAAGUUUAAACGUACAAUUAUACACGAGGCACUCGAACCGAAAAACCACAGCAUUGUGAACCUGUUAUCUAAGCAAAUGUUACAUAGCAGAAUCAUUACCACAAGAUUGCGAUUUAUAUACCUAUGUUUAACUCUAUUUUGAUGGACUCUAUAAAAGAAGAACAAAGUAAACAGAAACUAUUCAUAGAUAACUAUGCAACACUGCGGAACGAGAUAAUAAAAUGUCAAAGAGACGCCAUAUGAAGCAUUAUAUAUAUAUUUAUUAGGACAGGCAAAGACAAACAGAAUAUAUCAUUUAUAUAAUUCAAGCAUAUUAAAGCAAAAUCCAGUGAUAACAAACUAUAUUACCGAGAGAUUUUAAAGAGAGUCGUGUACAUAGUGUAUUGCUUCCAACAAAAUUUAAAUUAUUUAAAUAUAUGCAGUUACUGCUAUAGUUUAGUUUCGUAUAUGUUAACCUGUUUUCUAUCGAUUGUUAUACUGAAGGAAAGAAAGAAAAAGAACGAUAUAUCAUAAAAACGACUCGUCAUAAUACAAAAAGGGACAAACACACUCAACUAAAUGACCCUACACAUAAACAAUAGAGAGAGAGGAAUUCAAAUGUGGAAAGAACCUAUCAAUUCGCAUGCUCGAAAAACUUUUCCAUAACUGUGAGUAUAUUUACCGCGUAGCCAAGGAAAAACUAACAAAAAAAGCGAUGUUCACAGCAAAUAUAAACAAUAAACAACUGCAACCCAGUAAAAUCAAUAACAUUGAAUGUUGUAUAUGCAAAAAGCAAGCAAGCGAAAACCUGUGUAAACCAAUAAAAACCAAAUAUCGAUGGUACUAGUAGCUUACCGUAACCGUUUAUGUAAGUGGCUAAUGAAACGUGCUAAAUGGACGAAAUUGAAAGUGUGAACACAAGCAUACACUAACAAAAAUUUGUUGGCCAGUAACAUAAAGUUGGUGUAUAAAUAGGAGAAUAGUACAGCAAUGUCUGUGCAACAGUUAAACAGAUGGACAUAUUUAAGCAAGUAAACUCCCGCAGAAAGUACUAGGAAACAGAGAAAAAACGCGGGAAAUGGAAAGUGAAAUAAACGAACAGAUGAUAAAAA